Molecule: messenger RNA, 579 nt
Organism: Cynara cardunculus var. scolymus (artichoke)
Lineage: Eukaryota; Viridiplantae; Streptophyta; Magnoliopsida; Asterales; Asteraceae
Product: cytochrome c-like
Exons: 3
Coding region: 91-429 (112 amino acids)
Biological process (GO): mitochondrial electron transport, ubiquinol to cytochrome c; mitochondrial electron transport, cytochrome c to oxygen
Cellular component (GO): mitochondrial intermembrane space
Molecular function (GO): heme binding; electron transfer activity
Source: RefSeq, a predicted model, not a curated record
UGUUCAUAGUUUGCCAUUACCACUUCCCCAAGUUGAAAGGUCUCGAAAGGAUUCUUCGUCUCUGUAAAAAGUCGAAACCCUACGACUCUAAUGGCGUCAUUUGAAGAAGCAGCAGCAGGCGAUGCUACAGUUGGGGAGAAGGUAUUCAAAACGAAGUGCGCUCAGUGCCACACCGUCGAAAAAGGGGCCGGCCACAAGCAAGGGCCAAAUUUGAAUGGUCUGUUUGGAAGCCAGUCUGGCAGCACAGCAGGGUAUUCUUAUUCUGCUGCCAACAAGGACAUGGAUGUGGUAUGGGCAGAAAAUACACUCUAUGACUACUUGCUAAACCCUAAGAAGUACAUCCCUGGAACGAAAAAGUUUUUUCCUGGACUGAAGGAACCACACGAUCGAGCUGAUGUUAUUGCUUAUUUAAAGCAGUCGACUGCAUGAUUUCAUUCCGAUGCGGUUAAGAACCACUAAGGGCAUGCAUCUGUUCUUUUCUUAAUUAAGCAUAAAUGAUGAAUUGCUGUUUGUUGUUUUAUAUGCUGAAUAGCAGAAAAUAUAAAAUUAUCUAACUAUAUUGCAUGCUUUUAGCACUAA